AUGGCAGUCGACCUUUUCCCUCAACUCGCCCCCACGUCAUAUCAUUCUCUGUUCACCACUGCCAAUGAUGGGGAGGAGGAAGGACCCACCACCAAUUUUGACUACGAUGAGAGUGAGCCCUGCCGGAAAGCCGACGUGAAACAAAUCGCAGCCAGGCUCCUGCCUCCCCUUUACUCACUGGUGUUCAUCUUCGGAUUCCUGGGCAACCUGCUGGUGGUCCUCACCCUGAUCAACUGCAAGAAGCUGAAGAGCAUGAGCGACAUCUACCUGCUCAACCUGGCCAUCUCUGACCUGCUCUUCCUCAUCACCCUCCCCUUUUGGGCGCACUAUGCGGCAGACGAGUGGGUCUUGGGGGACGCCAUGUGUAAACUCUUCACAGGGAUGUAUCACAUUGGCUAUUUCGGGGGCAUCUUCUUCAUCAUCCUCCUGACCAUCGACAGGUACCUGGCCAUUGUCCACGCCGUAUUUGCUUUAAGGGCCAGGACGGUCACUUUUGGUGUGGUGACGAGUGUGGUCACCUGGGUGGUGUCGGUGCUUGCCUCACUCCCAGGGAUCAUCUUUACCAAAUCCCACGAGGAAGAUUCUCAGGUCUUCUGUGGUCCUCAUUUUCCAGCCGGGUGGAGGAAUUUUCAUACAGUCAUGAGGAACAUUCUGGGCCUGGUACUUCCGCUACUGGUGAUGACCAUCUGCUACUCAGGCAUCCUCAAAACCCUACUUCGGAGCCGGAAUGAGAAGAAGAGGCACAAGGCCGUGAGGCUCAUCUUCGCCAUCAUGAUCAUGUACUUCCUUUUCUGGACUCCCUAUAACAUUGUCUUGCUCCUGAGCACCUUCCAGGAAUUCUUCGAGCUGAGUAACUGUAGCAGCACCAGUCAGCUGGACCAGGCCAUGCAGGUGACAGAGACCCUGGGGAUGACACAUUGCUGCAUCAACCCCAUCAUCUACGCCUUUGUCGGGGAGAAGUUCAGAAGGUAUCUCUCAGGAUUCUUCCGCAAGCACAUCGCCAAACACCUCUGCAAACAGUGCCCUAUUUUCUAUGGGGACACAGCAGAACGAGCAAGUUCCACGCACACACCAUCCACCGGAGAUCAGGAAAUCUCGGCUGGCCUCUAA
This is a messenger RNA of Sorex araneus (European shrew), 1110 nucleotides long. RefSeq names its product C-C chemokine receptor type 2. Bases 1 to 1110 code for a protein of 369 amino acids. Gene Ontology annotation, biological process: G protein-coupled receptor signaling pathway; inflammatory response; immune response. The record is from RefSeq and is a predicted model, not a curated record. Lineage: Eukaryota; Metazoa; Chordata; Mammalia; Eulipotyphla; Soricidae. Gene Ontology annotation, molecular function: C-C chemokine receptor activity. The transcript has a single exon. Gene Ontology annotation, cellular component: cytoplasm; membrane.